Messenger RNA from Alligator sinensis (Chinese alligator), 1760 nucleotides. It is a transcript of the gene FUS, whose product is annotated as FUS RNA binding protein. Lineage: Eukaryota; Metazoa; Chordata; Crocodylia; Alligatoridae. The transcript has 14 exons. Gene Ontology annotation, biological process: regulation of DNA-templated transcription. Gene Ontology annotation, cellular component: nucleus. Gene Ontology annotation, molecular function: transcription coregulator activity; RNA binding. The coding region runs from base 1 to 1554 and encodes 517 amino acids. The record is from RefSeq and is a predicted model, not a curated record.
AUGCGGGAAAAUAUGGAGGAUCUCACCUCCCCGGGCGUCCUCUCUUGCAGCUACGGGGCCUACCCCACUCCGCCGGGGCAGGGCUACUCGCAGCAGGCCAGCCAGCCCUACAGCCAGCAGAGCUACAGCGGCUACGGGCAGUCGGGGGACACGUCGGGCUACGGCCAGAACAGCUACAGCUCCUCCUACGGCCAGACGCAGAGCAGUUAUAGUACUCCGUCAACGCCACAAGGCUACGGGACCUCGACAGGUUACGGGAGCAGCCAGACAUCACAGAGCUCCUAUGGGCAGCCAUCCUCCUACCCUGGCUACUCGCAGCAGCCAGCAGCCAGCUCUUCCAGUGGAAGCUAUGGCAGCAGCUCCCAGAGCAGCGGCUAUGGGCAGCCCCAGAGCGGCGGCGGCAGCAGCAGCAGUGGGGGCAGCGGCUAUGGCCAGCAGUCCAGCUACAGCAGCCAGCAGCAGAGUUCCUAUGGGCAGCCGUCAUCCUACAACUCUUCUCAGGGCUAUGGCCAGCAGAGCCAAUACAGCAGCGGUGGUGGCGGUGGCAGCAGUGGCUCCGGCAGCUACGGCCAGGACCAGUCCAUGAGUGGUGGUGGUGGUGGUGGGGGCAACUACAACAACCAGGACCAGGGCAGCUAUGGUGGAGGCCAGCAAGACCGUAGCCGUGGGCGCGGGGGCUAUGGCCGCGGCAGCUUCGAUCGAGGUGGCCGAGGCAGCCGGGGAGGCCGCGGUGGAGGCAUGGGCGGUGGUGAGCGAGGUGGCUACAAUAAAUUCGGUGGGCCAAGGGACCAGGGAUCACGACACGACCCCGGAGAGCAGGAUAACUCGGACAACAACACCAUCUUCGUGCAGGGGCUUGGCGAAAAUGUGACUAUUGAGUCGGUGGCUGACUACUUCAAGCAGAUUGGGAUCAUUAAGACCAACAAGAAGACAGGGCAGCCAAUGAUCAACCUGUACACAGACCGUGAGACGGGCAAGCUGAAGGGGGAGGCCACGGUCUCCUUCGACGACCCUCCCUCCGCCAAAGCAGCCAUCGACUGGUUUGAUGGCAAGGAGUUCUCUGGCAACCCCAUCAAGGUCUCCUUCGCCACCCGACGGGCCGACUUCAACCGUGGCGGCGGGAAUGGGCGCGGAGGCCGUGGCCGUGGAGGACCCAUGGGCCGUGGUGGCUACGGCGUUGGCAACAGUGGUGGUGGUGGCGGGAGCCGAGGCGGCGGCUUCCCCAGUGGCGGAGGUGGGCAGCAGCGUGCCGGGGACUGGAAAUGCCCCAACCCGACCUGUGAGAACAUGAACUUUUCCUGGCGCAACGAGUGCAACCAGUGCAAGGCCCCCAAGCCCGACGGGCCCGGAGGCCCUCACAUGGGCGGCGGGUUCGGUGAAGAGCGCCGCGGGGGCCGAGGUGGCUUUGACCGUGGCGGUGGCUUCCGGGGCGGCCGCGGCGGUGACAGAGGUGGCUUCCGGGGCGGCCGCGGCGGUGACCGGGGCGGCUAUGGCCCAGGCAAAAUGGACUCCAGAGGGGAUCACAGACAAGCCCGCCGCGAGCGACCCUACUGAGACUGUACAGACCCCCCCCACGCACUCUGGCAUCCUGACCCACCCCCCUUUUAUUUUAUACGAUGUCCCCUCCCUUCGACUCGGUUUCCCCACCCUUUGUGUACGACUUUGUACGGCCCUUGGGGGAUUUUAAUGGGGGUUUUUCCGGCUGUAUUGGGAGUGAGGGAAGAGCUCUGACCAUUAAAAUGACACCCUCCAUUGUUCUG